AUGUCUCGGCCGGAAGCCGGCGCCAACGCCUCCUCCUGGGUAGCUGCUUCUCAGCGAGGCGCGGCGCUGCCUCGGGCUCCGGAAAGGAGCCCGGAGAAGGAGCCGAGCCAAGGCGGUCGCGGAGGACAGAAGGCCGGCGGAGGUGGCGGCUGGAGGGGCCACUCCGGCGUCCAGCAGCCCGUGGGCGCUGGUUUCCAGGAGCCGCCGCUCUCCUUCAGCCUGAAGAACGACUGGGUGGGCGCGGUGAUCGGGCGUGGUGGGUCAAAAAUAAAAGAGAUCCAGAGCUCAACAUACACCAAAAUACAGAUAAUAAAAGGGUACCCUGAAGCGGAAGUAAGAAUUUUUGGCACCAAGGCAAUGCAGAGCAAAGCGAAAACAGUGAUAGAUAAUCUUGUUCAAAAACAAGAAGACUACAAAACAGAACCCAAAGUUGAUGUUGCUGUUGUCCAACCUUUGGAUGGAAAAGAUGCAAGGAAAGAUGUUUCAGGAAAUAAGAAAUUCGUUGAUUGGGAUAAGUGCCGAGAAAAUAUUUUGAAAUGGAGCAAAAACAAGUGGGCAGGUUUACCUCCAAUUAAGAAAAACUUUUACGUGGAGUCAGAAACAACAAGUUCAAUGUCACAAGACCAAGCAGACAAUUGGAGGAAGGAAAAUUAUAAUAUAAUGUGUGAUGACUUGAAAGGUGGUGAGAAACGUCCUCUUCCCAACCCUAUUGGUAAUUUUGAGGAUGCAUUUCACUGUUAUCCUGAAGUUAUGAGAAACCUUCAAAAGGCAGGUUUUCAAAGGCCAACACCAAUUCAGUCACAGGCAUGGCCAAUCAUUCUACAAGGAGUAGAUCUUAUAGGAGUAGCUCAGACUGGAACGGGGAAGACAUUGACCUACUUAAUGCCUGGAUUUAUUCAUAUUGACUCACAACCUCUAGCCAGGAAUGGGCCGGGCAUGUUAAUCCUCACCCCGACUCGAGAGCUAGCUCUGCAAGUGGAAGCCGAGUGCCGUAAAUAUUCAUAUAAAGGUCUUAAAAGUGUUUGUAUAUAUGGUGGUGGCGAUAGAGAUGGACAAAUAAAAGACUUAGCGAAAGGUGUCGAUAUCAUUAUUGCCACUCCCGGAAGACUCCACGAUCUACAAAUGAAUAACUUUGUGCACCUGAAGAGCGUAACCUACCUGGUAUUAGAUGAAGCUGACAAGAUGCUGGAUAUGGGAUUUGAACCCCAGAUAAUGAAGAUUUUAUUAGAUGUACGCCCAGAUAGGCAGACAGUUAUGACAAGUGCAACGUGGCCAUGUGCUGUCCGUAGACUCGCACAAUCUUAUUUGAAAGAGCCCAUGAUUGUGUAUGUUGGUACUUUGGAUCUAGUUGCUGUAAGUACCGUGAAGCAAAAUAUAAUUGUCACCACAGAAGACGAGAAACAAUCGCAUAUCCAAACUUUCAUCGAGAGCCUGUCUCCCAAAGACAAAGUCAUAAUAUUUGUUAGCCGGAAAGCUGUGGCUGAUCAUUUAUCAAGUGACCUGAGUAUCCGGCAUAUAUCAGUAGAGUCUCUGCAUGGCAACAGAGAACAGAGUGAUCGAGAAAGAGCAUUAAAAAACUUUAGAACAGGGGAAGUGCGAGUACUGAUUGCUACCGAUUUAGCAUCUCGUGGUCUUGAUGUCCAUGAUGUCACACACAUCUAUAAUUACGAUUUUCCCCGGAACAUCGAAGAAUAUGUGCACAGAGUAGGGCGCACCGGGAGAGCAGGGAGGACCGGGGUAUCUGUUACCCUCAUCACUAGAAAUGAUUGGAAGAUUGCCGGUGAAUUAAUUAAUAUUCUGGAAAGAGCAAAUCAGAGUGUCCCAGAGGAUCUUGUGGUGAUGGCUGAGAGAUAUAAAGCAAAUAAACUGAAAAAAGAAAUGGAAAAUAAAUGGGAAAGACCCCAAGGAAAACCCAAGAUGUUUUAUUAUUAA
This is a messenger RNA of Lipotes vexillifer (Yangtze River dolphin), 1932 nucleotides long. It is a transcript of the gene DDX43, whose product is annotated as DEAD-box helicase 43. Bases 1 to 1932 code for a protein of 643 amino acids. Gene Ontology annotation, molecular function: ATP binding; RNA binding; RNA helicase activity. The record is from RefSeq and is a predicted model, not a curated record. The transcript is spliced from 16 exons. NCBI's taxonomy places the organism in Eukaryota, Metazoa, Chordata, Mammalia, Artiodactyla, Lipotidae.